ACCAAACUUAUAUUUUAGUAUUUACUUUUAGUUAAUAAUAGUUUUUUAUAUUAUUAUAUUCACUGUGUUUUACCUAUAUUUUUUGUAGGUAAUUGUCACAGAACCUAAUACUCAAUUUAUUGAACAUAUCUUCAUCUUAAAAAGUGUGUUAGAAAAUAAAGUUGAUCAUACUGCAGAACAUUUGGGAGUUAGUAACAUAGGAGGCAUGAUGUUAGCUAUUGUAAGGUACGUCCGCCACUUGGAUACCACUGUACAUGCUAUUCAAAUUAAGACAAAGCUUUGCCAGCUGGUUGAAGUCAUGAUGGUUAGACUAGAUGAUUUGGCAUUUCUUGAAGAAAUGAAGUUUCGUAAUAAACUCAUGGAAUACCUUACUGAUUGGGUGAUGGGCAACAGUCAUCAACUGGCUCACCCUAAUUCUGGAGAUGUCACAACUUUAACGAGGGAUCUUGACCAAGCGUCCGUGCAAGCGGUAGCCGCACUUCUAAAGGGUUUACCACUACAGCCAGAAGAGAGUGAUCGAGGUGAUUUGAUGGAAGCUAAAUCACAGCUAUUCUUGAAGCUUAGGGUACCAUAAGGAUCUUCAAACCAGAGCAGCUUUCAUGGAAGUUCUGACCAAAAUUUUACAGCAAGGAACUGAAUUUGAUAUGCUUGCAGAAACUGUGUUAGCAGAUAGAUGUGAACAGUUAGUUCAGCUUGUUACAAUGAUUGGUGAUAAAGGAGAACUGCCUAUUGCAAUGG
This is a messenger RNA of Parasteatoda tepidariorum (common house spider), 738 nucleotides long. The record is from RefSeq and is a predicted model, not a curated record. NCBI's taxonomy places the organism in Eukaryota, Metazoa, Arthropoda, Arachnida, Araneae, Theridiidae.